Messenger RNA from Acomys russatus (golden spiny mouse), 542 nucleotides. It is a transcript of the gene Pop7, whose product is annotated as POP7 homolog, ribonuclease P/MRP subunit. Gene Ontology annotation, cellular component: ribonuclease MRP complex; nucleus; nucleolar ribonuclease P complex. Gene Ontology annotation, molecular function: nucleic acid binding. Lineage: Eukaryota; Metazoa; Chordata; Mammalia; Rodentia; Muridae. The record is from RefSeq and is a predicted model, not a curated record. Gene Ontology annotation, biological process: tRNA 5'-leader removal.
AUGGCAGAGAACAGAGAACCCCGCGGUGCCAUCGAAGCUGAGCUGGACCCCGUCGAGUACACCCUUCGGAAACGACUUCCCCACCGCUUGCCCCGGAGGCCCAAUGACAUUUAUGUCAACAUGAAGACUGAUUUUAAGGCCCAGCUAGCCCGCUGCCAAAAGCUGCUGGACGGAGGCACCAGGGGCCAAAACGCAUGCACCGAGAUCUACAUUCACGGCUUGGGCCUGGCCAUAAACCGCGCCAUCAACAUUGCCCUGCAGCUGCAGGCAGGCAGCUUUGGGUCCCUACAGGUGGCUGCCAAUACCUCCACCGUGGAGCUGGUGGAUGAGUUGGAGCCAGAGACUGACUCUCGAGAGCCACUGACGAGGAUCCGGAACAACUCCGCCAUCCACAUUCGGGUCUUCAGGGUCACGCCCAAGUAAUUGCAGGGAAGCUGACUUUUCACCCACCCACUCCUUUGUGCACACACAUCAGGCUCCGUGUGGUUGUUAAGGUUUCUGGUGGUUCUGAGUUCGGUCGUGGACCCCUUAGCGGAGACUUC